GUUUGAGAGCUUGAACACCUGCUGUGAAGCAGUAAUCAGCGGGCAGACUUCUCCAGCCUUCCGGGUCGCAGCUGCAGCCGUAUCAGCCUGUGUCAGGGGUUUCCACCAGUGCUGCAUUUGGUUGUCUCCCGGGCGGGUAAAAGCUGCUGCUAUCACCGACCACGGCCUUAUGUACAAUUAUUAAUGUUCAAGAGGCAACAUGACAUCGACUCAGCACUGGCUACUGGCCGGUUUCGCACUUCUGUGUAUUUAUGGAGCAGUUGAAUCCAAAAGGAAUUUCAAAUGUCCUUCAGGAUGCUCCUGCACCAAGGAGACCAUCAUCUGCGUCGGUACUUUACCGAUCCCACGGACAAUACCGAAUGAGAUAAACUCACUGAGCAUGGUAAAUGGGUCUAUUUCUGAAAUCACAGAAGGAAUGUUUUCACUUAUGCCCUCUCUUCAGCUGUUACUUCUUAAUGCAAAUUCUUUGACAACAAUAAAAGACGACGCUUUCUCUGGCCUUCCACAUCUAGAAUAUUUAUUCAUUGAAGGGAACAAGAUUGAAACGAUCGCCAAAAAUGCCUUUCGUGGUCUGCGAGAUUUGACUCAUCUAUCGCUUGCUAAUAACAACAUGAGGUUUCUGCCAAGAGAUCUGUUUUUUGGCUUGGAUUCAUUGCUGGAACUGGAUCUGCGAGGCAACUCUUUCCAGUGUAUUUGUGAGAACAAGUGGCUGAUGAUGUGGCUGAAAAACACCAAUGCCACAGUAUCAGAUGUCUUCUGCGCAGGACCCAGUGACAUGAAGGGCAAGCGGCUCAAUGACCUUCCUAUUCCACCGGGCGAGUGUAUCUCCACAGACUUUGUGCGUCAUCAGUCCAUUCCCAUUCAGUCCAUGGCAGCGGACAUCUUCUUCUUCAAAGAGGACAUCUACGUGGCGAUGGCUGCCCCCAACUCCAACAGCUGCGUGGUCAUGGAAUGGGAUCACAUUGAAAUGAAUUUCAGGAAAUUUGAUAAUAUAACAGGAAAGUCUGUUGUUGGAUGCAAGUCGGUUCUGAUCGACAACCAUGUCUUGAUAAUUGUUACCCAGCUCUUUGGUGGCUCCCAUAUUUACAAGUUUGACGAUCGGCAAAACAAGUUCACAAAGUUUCAAACUAUUGAGGUCUUCAACAUCUCGAAGCCAAAUGAUAUUGAGGUCUUCCAAAUGGACGGCAGCUGGUACUUUGUGAUCGCAGACAGCUCCAAGGCAGGUUUAUCUACUCUGUACAAGUGGACCAACCAACCAGACCGCAAUGAAACGGGUUUCUUCUCCUAUCAGUUUCUCCACGAGUGGUUUCGUGAUACAGAUGCUGAGUUUGUCGAGUUGGACGGAAAGUCCUACCUCAUCUUGACCAGCCGCUCUCAGUCACCUGUCAUCUACCUGUGGAACAAAAGCACCCUGAAGUUCAUAUUUCACAGCGAAAUCCCGAAUGUUGACGACGUGGUGGCAGUCAAAGCUUUCCGGUUGGAGAAUGAGUUGUAUCUGGCCUUGACUUGCUACAUCGGUGACUCCAAAGUCCUCAAGUGGGCCAAUAAGCAGUUCACUGAGGUGCAGGCUCUGCCUUCUCGAGGAGCAAUGAUCCUCCAACCUUUCACUUUCACAGACAGGCACUACCUUGCUCUUGGCAGCGAUUAUACUUUCACACAAAUCUACCUCUGGAAUGUGGAGACCAAAACGUUCCACAAGUUCAAGGACAUUUACGUGCAGUCACCCCGGUCAUUUACAGCAGUGACCACUGACCGGAGGAAUUUCAUCUUCUCCUCCAGCUUCAAGGGCAAAUCCAUGGUUUUUGAAAAUGUUAUUGUAGAUUUAAGCUUAUAAUUCCAUGACUAAAUAAGGCAAAAGUAAUGACUAAUCACAAUAUGAGUUGGCUACUCAGAUCAAUAUUUGCGUGUACGCUAUAAAGGAGUCUCAAAUGGUGUAUAUCUUCCUUAUGCAACUAGAUAUAUCUUUCUUGGUUUGAGACAAACAUCUUUGGCAGGUUUCUGCAACUCAUAUGCAUUUCUAGCAACUAUGGAGGUAUGAUAAGUCCCAAGUAGCCAAAGGGUGUCCAUUCUGGCCAUGGCUAUAAUCUGGCCACCCCACGAAGGUAGUAAGAAACCUAUCCAUUGAUAAGGGUUAUAAAAAAAUGUAAAGCCCAUUAUAUAUGAUUCCUAAUGGUGCACCUGUUAGGUUGGUGUUCAUUUAAAAAUGAGAAGCCUGAACUUAUUAUUAUUAAUUAAUAUUAUUUGGCCUAUUGCACUGUACCAGUCAAAGUGUCGGUAUGCCCGGAAAGCUGUUUAUAGCUCUUACGUAAGGCCCCAUUUAAAAGUCUGCUGUCAUAGCGAGGGGCAAGAUGUGAUAAUCGUUUAAAAAUAGUGAUGAUGUCACACACUUUGAAACAGGCUCUCCUGGAAGAUAUUCGUGGUGUUGCACGUGGUUGUACACACGGAAAGUUCUAUUGUUAAAAAUAAAAACGAGAGCUCAUCCCAUUUUAACUUUCUCACACCCUCACACCUGGGUUUGGUUGUUGGAUUGUUGGGUUCGGAUAUUUAAAGAAAAUGUUGAAUAUAGCUAAAAGAUUAAUUUAAGUUUGAACGAUGUGGGGGGAGUUGUUUGAACACCAGGCUCCGCCACUGCAAGCAAAGUUAAAAGUUACUCUAAAAUGCUCUAAACUCUGAAGAUAAAGUGAUUUGUUUGAGACAACUGGAAUAAUUUAUCCCACUAACUGUCAUGACUGAUGAUUUAAAUGUGCAUGAAACAGGUUUUCUUCAAACACAUUCUCCACAUUAACACAGCUGAAUGUAUUAGCUAAAUACUCUGAGCUUAAGACUAACUGCACUGCAUUUAUAACAAGCUACUGUACUAACAGAGUGCCUGAUUAGUGUCAGAACUAAAUAUAAUUUAAUCCUGAUUCCUAUGCAAAAUGUAUAAUACUGACUGUUGCUCUGAAUUACAAUCUUGUGCUGCUAUAUGACUUGAAAUUACAUUUACAUGGUCUUAAGACACUACUGUGUGCCCUUUUCUUUACUGAUGUUUUGAUAUUUUUUAUGUAUUGUACAGAUUUAAAUACAGUCUGUUUGGCUUGGAAUAUAAAUCUUUUUCACAUACAUAACAAUGGCAUGGUGUGCAAAUUAGGCCAUGGUCUUUAUAUAUAGACAUCUUAAAGUAACUACAUGCUAACAAGAUCUGGCAUGAACAGCAAUAUAUUUUUGUUAGCAUUUCAGAUUUCUUGAAAAAGAAAAUCCUCAUGACCUACCUAGCAAACGUGUGUAUAUUUAUUUUCAACUCUAUACCUUGAAGCUACAAAGCUACAUCAACAGCCUUCUAUGUAAGAAUGAGUCUGUGUAAAUGCAUUAAAGAACAUUUAACCACA
Molecule: messenger RNA, 3368 nt
Organism: Cottoperca gobio
Lineage: Eukaryota; Metazoa; Chordata; Actinopteri; Perciformes; Bovichtidae
Product: leucine-rich repeat LGI family member 2-like
Biological process (GO): inhibitory synapse assembly
Molecular function (GO): protein binding
Source: RefSeq, a predicted model, not a curated record